CACCUCCCCUUGUCCUUUAUCACUGAUUGCUCUCCCUUGCUAUUGGAAGUCGGGUGACAGACCCUAACCGACUAGUGCCUGCUAUGAUACGAUCCCAGUCGCCCAUUCACCGACUACUACUCCCACCCCCCCUCACGUUUUCGGCCGAUCAUGAGUACUAGUCCUCCUCCUCCGCCGCCGUCUGGCUCGCCCCCCGCCCAACCGGGGUCUCCUCCGUCCCGAGAUUCUGGAACUGUAUGGCAUCCCGCUAGGGAAUGGUUGGAAGAGGAAGAGGACGAGGAUGAUAUGGACUAUGAGCCGGAUGAAAUAGAGGCAGAAGAAGAAGAAGAAGCAGAGCUAGAUGCGGAAUUGUAUGAAGACGAGGAUGACAUUGAUGAUGCUGAUGAUCAUCGCUUCGGUAGGAUUUCCCUCCCCCCUCCUUUUACAACUGGCACAUUGGCUUGCAUGCGUUGGAUUUACUUCUUCUUUUGCUAGUGUCUUUUAUUCUGAGAACUUACACCUUUUUCAAGACCCGGAAUUGCAUCUAGGUAAUAUACAUAUUGAAUUCGCCAUGGAUGAGUCGGACCAUGAGCA
Messenger RNA from Aspergillus neoniger CBS 115656, 573 nucleotides. RefSeq lists its product as uncharacterized. The record is from RefSeq and is a predicted model, not a curated record. The transcript has a single exon. Lineage: Eukaryota; Fungi; Ascomycota; Eurotiomycetes; Eurotiales; Aspergillaceae. Bases 151 to 474 code for a protein of 107 amino acids.